Molecule: messenger RNA, 809 nt
Organism: Drosophila kikkawai
Lineage: Eukaryota; Metazoa; Arthropoda; Insecta; Diptera; Drosophilidae
Product: cilia- and flagella-associated protein 299
Source: RefSeq, a predicted model, not a curated record
ACACACAUGGCCGGAACGAGCCCUCAGGGCAAGAGCCUGGACUUCAGCGUGUUGGAAUACGACAACUACAAUGACUACAUCCUCUCUUUCGGCACCGUCAAGGACAAUCGGUAUCUGGGCAAUCGGAAUACAACAACGAUCAUCGUCCAGCUGGGCUACCGCACCACCAAGAUUCCCUACACACAGGAGGAGUAUCGCAAGCGGGUGGACAUUGCCUUGGAGGCCAUCAGGCCCAAAGCCCUACAUUCUGGCUUGUUCGGGGAUGGCUUGUCACCGACGAGCACGGAUCCAGUGCUGCUAGGCUUUAAGUCGCGCGAGUUGCUUAACCUCAACAAGAUUAUUUCGACAAUUGCCUUCACCUCUUACAUCAGCACCGACGGAUCGGAAAUCUCCGGCUACAUCGACCUGGACAUGAGCUGGCGCAACUGCAUCCGCCAGGCUUUAAAGCACACAGAUUGGACCGCCGUCUUUGCGGGUCGCUCCCGUCUGAAGCCCAUGCCACACCAUCUGAGCUACUCGAAUCCCAGGUACAACAUGGUCAGGUACACUGACAGCGACAACUUUCUGGUGGUGCAUCACCACCGCUUUGGGCUGAUGUUCAUGCAUCGCGGUGACCACAAGAUGAUCACAGUGGGCGGCCAAACCAACUUAUACACGGGUAAUGCCAAGCGAUCGAUGGUCUACUCACCAAAGUUUGGAUACGUGGUGUUUUACGAUCACGUUGUUCGCAAGAAGGUAUAGUCCUAUUCGGUGUCAUCUUCUAAAUUUCGUGUAUAUAAUGUCAGGUAUAUUAAAGUAAAGAUAAUGUA